UAUAUUUCUUCAAAACAAGCCACCAAUAGAAGCAAAAAUUUAUACAAAAUCCCACAAAGUCACCAAUGCCAUUCCAUGAGGGCAAACUAGUAACUUCCCACCAGAUCAACAACUAUAAAGUAUAAAUGCUUUGAAUCCAACUUUGGCAGAGCUAUUGCUCAUAAAAACCGAUCAUUUUUUCGACAUUCACAACACAACAUUUUUCAAAAGAAUGUCGACUCUCAAAAUCACCAAGAAACACAACAAGCAUCUCAACAAUCCUUUCCCAUCAACCCCAAAAUCUUUACCAUACAAAAAAGGACAUCUUUUCUUGAAUUCCCAAACUACCCUCUUAACCCACAAUAUAUUUACCAUUGGCAGUAAUUUUCAGUUACAUUUUACAUCAGAAAAUGGUGGCUUUUUCUCCAUUUGUCAUAAGUCUCAACCAACAAGAUCCAUAUGGUCAACAAUCCCUGGUCAAUCUUUUAUCUCAACUGCAAUGGCUGAAACAGAAGUGGAAGAAAGUAGAGGAUCAUUUAUUAUUAAGGAUAAAAAUGUUAAAUAUAUAUGUGAUCAUCAAACUAUAGAUGAAAUAAAUGUGUUGAAAAAUGAAAAAGACAUUAUUUUUCAAGGAAAAGAUCAAGAAUUUGAAUCUGGGUAUGUCGAAAAUCGACCCGAAUCCCCUGUUGUUGAAAUAAAAGGUAGGAUUUUUUGUGUAAGAAAGAAUAAGAAAGUGUCAAAUGAAGAAAAGUUGGAAGCUUUAGAAAACAAUGUGCAUAGUUAUGCAAAGUAUAAGCUUUUGUUUGAUCAAAGGAAUAGUAAUCAAAUUGGGUUUCAAGUAAAACUUGGAAAUUUGAAUCUUGGAUGUUCACCAAAGUUAUCACCUAGGACUUACAAGGGAUUUGUUAAGAAGUCGAGUCGAACUAGACGGAUUAGAGUUAGGAUAUGGGGAUCAUUCUUAAAGAGAAAACGGGUUGUGACAGAUUUAAGUAAUGAAGAGGAAAAUGUAGUAAUGAAAGAUGGCGGAAAUGAGUGUUUUAAUAGGAUUUGUCUUACGUAUUCAAGUGAAAAAAAUGAAAGAUUUUUUGGGUUCGGGGAACAGUUCUCACAUAUGGACUUUAAAGGAAGGAAGGUCCCGAUCUUUGUUCAAGAACAAGGAAUUGGCAGAGGUGAUCAACCAAUCACAUUUGCUGCUAAUCUUGUUAGUUACAGGGCUGGGGGUGACUGGAGUACAACAUAUGCACCUUCACCGUUUUAUAUGACAUCAAAGAUGAAAUCGCUUUACCUUGAAGGUUAUGACUAUUCAGUCUUUGACCUUACACUGGAUGACAGAGUUCAGAUACAGAUACAUGGAGAUUGUAUUGAAGGUAGGAUAUUGUAUGGGAACUCACCUUCUGAGCUCAUUGAACAGUUCACUGAGUCGAUUGGCAGACCACCUGAACUUCCUGAUUGGAUCAUAUCUGGUGCCAUUGUGGGAAUGCAAGGUGGAACAAACAAAGUGCGGCAUGUUUGGGAGGAACUAGUGGCUCAUGACGUUCCAAUAUCAGCAUUCUGGUUGCAGGAUUGGGUAGGAGAGAGGAAGACGGUAAUCGGAUCACAACUUUGGUGGAAUUGGGAAGUGGAUGAAACACGGUAUAAUGGAUGGAAACAGCUUAUUAAGGAUCUUAGUACCCAACACAUUAAAGUGAUGACAUAUUGCAAUCCUUGUCUAGCUCCGAUGGAUACUAAGCCAGAUGCAAAGAAAAACCUCUUUGAAGAGGCAAAAAGAUUGGACAUUUUAGUGAAAGACAAGAAUGGAGAAGCUUACAUGGUUCCUAAUACGGCUUUUGAUGUGGGGAUGUUGGAUUUGACACAUCCUAAUGCUGCAAAUUGGUUCAAAAAAAUUCUUCAAGAUAUGGUAGAUGAUGGUGUUCGCGGAUGGAUGGCUGACUUUGGUGAGGGCCUUCCUGUCGACGCCUGCAUUUAUUCAGGUGAAGAUCCCAUAUCUGCACAUAAUAGAUAUCCAGAGAUAUGGGCCCAAAUAAACCGGGAAUUCACGGAAGAAUGGAAAAGCACACUUGUUGGAAAGGAGAAAGAAGACCCUUCAGAAUCAUUGGUUUUCUUUAUGAGAGCGGGUUUCAGAAAUAGUCCUAAAUGGGCAAUGCUCUUUUGGGAAGGGGAUCAAAUGGUGAGUUGGCAGGCUAAUGAUGGGAUUAAAAGUGCCGUUGUCGGCUUGCUUAGUAGUGGGCUUUGUGGAUAUGCGUUUAAUCAUAGUGACAUUGGAGGCUAUUGUGCAGUAAACUUACCCUUCUUUAAGUACAAAAGAGAUGAAGAGUUACUAAUAAGAUGGAUGGAGUUAAAUGCCUUCACCACAAUAUUCCGAACACAUGAAGGAAACAAGCCAUCUGUUAAUUGUCAGUUCUAUUCAAAUGAAAGGACAUUAUCGCAUUUUGCACGUUUUGCAAAAGUUUACAAAGCAUGGAAGUUUUAUAGGGUCCAACUCGUGAAGGAAGCUAGUCAAAAAGGUCUUCCAGUUUGCCGACACCUAUUUCUCCAUUACCCUAAUGAUGAUCAUGUACAUAACUUGACAUAUGAGCAGUUUCUUGUUGGUGACGAGAUUCUGGUAGUGCCAACUCUUGAUAAACAAAUAAAGAAUGUGAAAGCAUACUUUCCAGUUGGAGAAAGUAGUGCUUGGAAGCAUAUAUGGACUGGAGAUUUAUAUGACCUUCAAGGUUCAGAAGCUACAAUAGAAGCUCCAGUUGGCUAUCCAGCAAUUUUUGUCAAGGAUGGAUCAGUUAUAGGAGAGAACUUCCUAAAAAAUCUAAGAGACUACAAGAUUCUAUAAAUACUUGUUGCACAGUGAGUUGGGUUGUUAAGUUUAAGAGCAGUGAAUGGCAACAUUGGAAAUUAGCAAUCGAUGUGAAUGACUGUACAGUACGUUACUAAUCUAAGGUUCACAUGAUUAAAAAGUGAUGUGUACUUCAAAAUGUUUAAAAAUCUAAAUUGACGGAAAAACACUUGACCCCGUAUGCCUUUUGGACACCAACUGACCCUUCAAACUAGAGCCCAAAACAAUGUCCGCCAUUCCGCCUAUUAUUAGGUACCAUACUAUGGAGUUAAGUCAAACCCAAGGACA
This is a messenger RNA of Erigeron canadensis, 3094 nucleotides long. RefSeq names its product sulfoquinovosidase-like. Lineage: Eukaryota; Viridiplantae; Streptophyta; Magnoliopsida; Asterales; Asteraceae. Gene Ontology annotation, biological process: carbohydrate metabolic process. The coding region runs from base 212 to 2803 and encodes 863 amino acids. The transcript is spliced from 8 exons. The record is from RefSeq and is a predicted model, not a curated record. Gene Ontology annotation, molecular function: hydrolase activity, hydrolyzing O-glycosyl compounds; carbohydrate binding.